AUGCACGAGUCGGACACGGAGAACGGAAACGAGGCUGGACCUGGAACGAUAAAAACUGUUUCGUCGAAAGAUGAACUGCCAAAUUCAAUCAUUAUCACACAAGUCCCUGAUGAGGUAUUCAAUAAUCCUGUCGAGAAACGAAAUUUUUGCGAAAUGUUCAAUGACAUUGAUGAGAAUAUUCAUUUCGAUUUUUUGAAAAGCUUUCGGCGAAUACGAAUCAUUUUCAGUACCCCAGAAAAUGCAACAACAGGCAAAUGUCGAGUCGAGCAUUUCUCUUUCAAAGGAAUUCAAUUGAAAGCCUACUUUGGACAGAGAGUAUUGUUGCGAUCAUCGUCCGGGGCUUUACUUCAGCCACCACCUCUCGAGAAACAAUUCCUGAUCAGUCCACCGUGCUCGCCACCGGUUGGAUGGGAACAAAUGAGGGAAAUGGCGCCCGUUGUCUGCUCCUUUGAUUUAAUGGCCCGUUUAGCUGCUUUCGCCGUCGAUGAAGAAUAUAAAGUGCACGACUCUGGGGACACGGGAGCGCCGUCGAUAAUCGUGUCACCUUGUGAGACGCCGUUAGAUGCGCCAUCAAAGAUCGAAAUGCCGCGCACACCUAGACCGGGUACACCAAAUGAUGGCGAAGAGCCGAUUGAACCUCUCGAAACAAAU
Molecule: messenger RNA, 651 nt
Organism: Mesorhabditis belari
Lineage: Eukaryota; Metazoa; Nematoda; Chromadorea; Rhabditida; Rhabditidae
Source: the annotation of a GenBank genome assembly